ACUCUGAUGUAACUGCAAAUAUAACUUCUUCUUUUAGCAAUGGGAAGGAGUCAUUUUGUCAUAUUCAUCAUUCUUUUGAAUUUUCUGCAGAUUCUUGAUCCUUCUUUUUCACUUCCCUUGUGUACUGAUUCAAGGGCUCCUUUUCAGCAAAAGACUCCUCUAGCAUUCUGUUCUUAUAAUGGAAUCUCAUGCUGCAACUCCACUGAUGAUAAACAACUUCAGACUCAGUUCAAUGCUAUGAACAUUUCUGAUCCUGGAUGUGCUUCUCUUGUAAAAUCUGUCAUCUGUGCGAAGUGUGAUAAAUUUUCAGCAGAGCUGUUCAGAACUGAUUCUGUUCCUCGACAACUUCCUAUCUUGUGCAACUCCACAACUUCAGAAAAUUCAACCAAAAGUAGCCAAACUAAGAAUGACUUUUGCUCUAAAAUAUGGACUACAUGUCAAAAUGUGUCUAUCAUAAGUUCUCCUUUUGCUGCUUCUAUCAAGUCCAAUUCCACAAAGUUGACAGAUCUAUGGAAAUCACAAAUUGAUUUCUGUAAUGUGUUUGGUGGAGCUUCUGGUGAUGGAUCAGUAUGCUUCGCUGGAGAACCUGUCAGCUUAAAUACCACCACGCCUAUAAGUCCUCCAGGCGGUUUGUGCCUUGAGAAAAUUGGAAAUGGUAGUUACAUCAAUAUGGUUGCUCAUCCUGAUGGCUCUAGUCGUGCUUUCUUCUCAAAUCAGCAAGGGAAAAUAUGGUUGGCUACUAUUCCAGAAGUCGAUUCAGGAGAGCUGUUAGAUGUUGAUGACUCUAAUCCUUUCUUGGACCUAACAGAUGAAGUUCAUUUUGACACUGAACUGGGAAUGAUGGGGAUUGCAUUUCAUCCAAAGUUCUCACAAAACGGGCGAUUCUUUGUUUCAUUUAAUUGUGAUAAGCAAGCAUGGCCUGGAUGUGGAGGAAGAUGUUCUUGUAACUCAGAUGUGGACUGUGAUCCAUCAAAACUACCUAGUGAUAGCGGCUCCCAACCAUGCCAAUAUCAAGCUGUGAUAGCAGAAUUUACUGCUAGUGGAUCUCAGCCUACACAGGCAAAAUCUGCCAGCCCAAAAGAAGUCAGAAGGAUAUUCACCAUGGGCCUUCCAUUUACAGGUCAUCACGGAGGCCAGAUACUUUUUGGACCGAGAGAUGGAUAUUUGUACUUCAUGAUGGGCGAUGGCGGAGGUAUAGGUGAUCCUUACAAUUUUUCCCAAAACAAGAAGUCAUUGCUGGGAAAGAUUAUCAGGCUUGAUAUUGAUGGCACAUCCAGUGUAGAAGAGAUCACGAAGCUCGGUUUAUGGGGAAACUACUCUAUACCAAAGGAUAAUCCUUACACUGAAGAUAAAGAGUUGCAGCCUGAAAUAUGGGCUCUAGGAAUGCGAAAUCCUUGGCGCUGCAGUUUUGAUUCUGCUAGACCAUCUUACUUCAUGUGUGCUGAUGUAGGACAGGAUAAAUUUGAAGAGGUGAAUAUAAUCAGCAAGGGUGGUAACUAUGGCUGGAGCGAGUAUGAGGGUCCUUACCUUUACACUCCUUCAAAAUCACCCGGAGGAAAUAAAUCUAUGAGCUCCAUAAACCCCAUUUUCCCAGUCAUGGGAUAUAACCAUUCUGAUGUGAACAAGAAUGGAGGGUCAGCAUCAAUUACUGGUGGAUACUUCUAUAGGUCCAUGACUGAUCCCUGCAUGCAUGGAAGGUAUCUUUUUUCUGAUCUGUAUGCAGGUUUCAUGUGGGCAGGCACUGAAAAUCCAGAGGACAGUGGAACAUUUAACACUAGUCAAAUUUCUUUCAACUGUGCUCAGAAAUCACCAAUAGAUUGUACUUUUGUUCCUGGAAGCUCAGUUCCAGCUUUAGGCUACAUAUUUUCAUAUGGUGAGGAUAACAACAAGGACAUGUAUGUUCUUGCAAGUAGUGGAGUUUACAGAGUUGUUCGUCCGAGUCGUUGUAAAUACACUUGUGCAAAGGAAAAUUCUUCUGCUGUUGAUGAUGAUAUCCCAUCUAGUCCUCCUGCUGCUUCCCCUCCUUCAGCAGCAACCAUGUUAACAGGUUCAUACAGUAACUUUGUAGUCAUUUUAAUGUCAUUUAUGUUGAUCCUGGCUUGUUGGUUCUAA
Solanum verrucosum is the source of this 2112-nucleotide messenger RNA. RefSeq names its product HIPL1 protein. The coding region runs from base 40 to 2112 and encodes 690 amino acids. Lineage: Eukaryota; Viridiplantae; Streptophyta; Magnoliopsida; Solanales; Solanaceae. The transcript is spliced from 7 exons. The record is from RefSeq and is a predicted model, not a curated record.